Molecule: messenger RNA, 4101 nt
Organism: Dunckerocampus dactyliophorus (ringed pipefish)
Lineage: Eukaryota; Metazoa; Chordata; Actinopteri; Syngnathiformes; Syngnathidae
Product: centrosomal protein of 290 kDa-like
Exons: 33
Coding region: 1-4071 (1356 amino acids)
Biological process (GO): camera-type eye development; kidney development
Source: RefSeq, a predicted model, not a curated record
AUGCCUACUGCUCUAGAGUGGGAUGACGUGAAGAAGAUUGACCCGGCAACCGUCCAUGAACAUUACAAAGAUGAAAUCGACAGUGUCAUCAACCUUCUCACUUCGUCUGAAGAGUGGGAGGUGCAGCAUCAAGCUCAGGAAGACAUUGUCCACAUACUGCAAGUGUUUCAGGCCCUACUCAAGAUGAAGCAUCAUGAAGCUUUUCUUGCUGAACAACUAGUUGAAGAACAAGAGAAAAAUGAAGCUAAACUUCUCGCCAAGGUGUCGAGACUGGAGGAAGAACUGGAGUAUGCUGGCACCAGCCCAGAGAACCUCUUCCUGAGAAAUGAGGUUCGGCAGCUUAAAGGCCAGCUGAUGCGGAAGGAGGAGAUGGCGAACCAGCUGAAGAAAGAAAUGAAAAGAGAAAAGAAGACCACAGAGAAUUUGUUUAUGCGGGCAGAAGCAGCAGAGGAUGACCUUAAGAUGUUGAAAAGAGAGAACACGCAGCUCCAGCGGGAUGUGGACUUUUAUCACGGAGAGCUGGAACGCAAGGAGGCGGGUCCAUCCAGAGACGAGAACGCCGAGACUCAGAGGAAGCUCAACUCUGCCAACCGCCAGCUCUCCCAGUGCCUGGACGAGCUGCAGCAAGCGGAGGAAGAAAUUUCACAACUGAAAGCUGACAACCAGCACAUGCAGAAAUGUCUGAUGGAGUCCACCAAGGAGAUGGAGAAGAUGAGCGACGAGUACAACCAGAUGAAGAUGGCCGUCCAUGAGUGCGACUCCAUGACAGACCAGCUCAGGAAAGAGAGGGAUCAUGCCGAGCUGCAGGUCAGAGAGCUGAGACAGAAGAUUAAAGACAUGACAGAAGAGGACGACCCAAUCAUGGCAGUGGUAGACGCCAAAGUGAACGAAUGGAAGAAAGUGCUGUUUGGAAAGGAUGAGGAGAUUUUGGUGUACCAGCAGAUGAUCCGUGACCUUGAGCAAAAGUUACGUCUGGCCCAGCUGGACUUGGACAGAGUCAACAUUAUUGCCUUACAGCAGGUCGUGGAAGAUCGCGAUGAUCAGAUCAAGAUCCUGAGAGAGCAAGUGGAGCAGUAUACAAGGGAAAUGGAGAAGCAAACCUUGUUCAUGGAGAGUCUGAAAUUGUCUAAAAAGCAAGUUGGAGGUGAGUGGGUCAAGGUUCUGAACAGAACAGAGACAUUUCAAAAGCUGGAGUCCAAGCUGGAAGCUUCGGAGACCCGAGCAACAGAAGCAGAGGAGGCUCUGAAACGAGCUGAAGCUCACGCUGAAGAAAAAGACAAGGAACUCAUUGAGGCUUCAAAGCGCUUGAGAGAGUAUGAGUCUGGAAUUUAUGGCCUGGAAGAAGCUGUUGGCGAGAUUAAGGAGUGUAAAAAUCAAAUCAGAAGGAGAGAUGCCGAUUUGGAGACCAUGACCAAAGAGAUCAACCAAAUGGACAUGAGAAUGAACGAGCUCAUGGAGGAGAAUGAGAAUUUCAGAGACAGACUAGGAUAUGAACCCGGAGAAGUGGAUCUGACAGAGUUCCGACGAGCCAAAGGACUCAAACAACGGCAGUACAAAGCAGAAAAUCAAGUUCUGACUAAAGAGAUUGAACGUCUUGAAGAGGAAAGAUUGGAGAUGAAGAAACAAGUCAGACUCCUGGCCAAGCAGAGAGGACUGCCACAGUCCAACUUUAUGAAGGAUGAUGUCACACACACUAAAAGGUGGCAAAUUCCUAAACUGAGCAGCACUCACAUGGAUGAAGAGCUCAGAGCCAAGAAUGAAUGCCUAGAAAAAGAAGUGAAGAUGCCAAAGAAAGAGAUGGAACUCCAAAGGAACCAGUUACAGCUCAACUUGGAUCAGCUAGCCAAGGAAAAAAGAGAUGUGGUGAGUGUACUCAUAGAUGUCCUCCAGGCUUUGAAGGCUAGAAACGACACAAAUAUACCCAGUCUGAAAAAACUGCACAAUCACAAUCUGAAGGUCUUCGUCAUGGAGAUGGUGAUGGGCAUCCAAGAGGAGCAUGCUAAAAUCCUUCAGGAGAAGAUAAAAGCAGAGGAGGAGAGCAGGAGGGCAAAACGAAGAGCAGACAAUCAGGAACAGAGGCUUCGAGAGAUGAAGGAGGCUUGCAAAGGUUUGGAGGAGAAAUUAAAGGAGAAAGAAAUGGCGGUGUGGUGGCCUGAACAGGGUGUUUUGUCCAAGGAGAAACAGAAUAGCGAGCUACCGGCUGCUGGGAGAACAGAACAUCUCCUUGAAGAACUGUUUGAUCAUAAAGGAGAACUGGACAGCCAGGGUUCCCUCACGUUGGUCCAUAAGACCAUCAAAGAUCUUCAAGGGCGACUCAACCAAAAAGAGGAUUUGCUCAAGAAGUACCAGAACCAGAUGACUCGAGCAGGAAAGGAUCAAGAAGAGAUGAUAAAGAGACACGCUGAGGAGAUGAAGAUGCUGUAUAAGAAGUUGGACUCCAACAACAACAUUGCUCUGGACCGCUUCAAACGUCAGGCAGCGGAAGUGAUGAAGAAGCCCAGCAUCAUCAUGCCAACAUCCCAACAUCUGGACCGUGUGACUGAAUUGGAGCAGACAGUGGCUGAACAGGACAUAUCACUCUCGUCCAUCACCAGGAAGCUGAAGCUCACCACUGCAGAGUUGGAGCGACAGAAGAUGACUGUGGACACACAGGCUAAGAAACAUGCCAACGAGGUGUCGAGGCUGAAGAGAUGUCAUGCUGCAGAGGUGGAAGAUCUGACCAUUGAGACUAAAGACCAGAGGAGCCAGAUAUUGGAGAUGAAAAAGGAGGUGGAUUCCCUCUUAAAUGAGCUGGAGAGCCAAAAGGAGGCCAAUGUUUUAUCCCCGAGCAACACCAUGAAGAACUUGGUGGAACAACUGAAAGCGCAGCUGGUCCACAAGGAGAAACAAAUCAAAGCCCUCAGUAGAGUUCUGAUAGACCUGCGGUCGAAAAUGACAUCUGCUGCAGAACAACAAGUUUUAGCAAAUGCUUCACAGACUGAGGAGAGGCUCAACGUGCAGAGGAUGGUUGACAAGUACACCAAAGACCUGAAGGCUCAGGUGCAAGAGCUUAGCGAUGAACUUGAAGCUGCAAAGGAGUCUGCCAGAAAAAGUGAGAACUCUCUCAAGAAUCUGGUGGACAGCCUCAACAAGAAACUACAAAAAAGCCAGAACCAUCAGAAGUCCCUCCAGGUUCAAAAGGAGGAGAAAGAACAAGAAAUCCAAGAGCUGGAGAAGCAAAUGAAGUGCCGUGGUGACUCCAUUCAGAGCAAAGAGAAAGUUCUGCUCUGGGAGCAGGGUAAGAAAUGGCGGUCCAAGUUGGAGAAAAUGAAGAACACUCUGAGGGACAAGGAAUGUGAAAAUUACUCCCUGUCCAAACAACUCAGUACUAUAAAAGACCUCAAUGCCAGGCUGGAGAAAGAGAAGAACGCACUGCAGAAUAGGUCGAGGCCUCGAGGAGUGACGGCUGAUCAGGUGGUGGGAGAGAGAAGAGAUGAGCCGGCGAACGAGGUUGAGGGGCUGAAAGAAAAGAACACCACUCAGUUGCUCAUCAUAAAGCAACAGCAGACUGGCGAGAGCGCUGUGGAGGAUUUUACCCAGAAGAACCAAACCCUUGAGGAGAGACUGCAAUCCUUAGAGAAGCAGAUAUCCAGCAAGUUUCCAGCAAGACCACAUGCAUCGGAGAAGGAUGCUGAGACACUAUCGCAGAGAGACCAGGACCUGCAGAAAGAGAACCUCAAGCUGGCCUCCGAGAACUUGGAGCUCCGCCUCCAACUAGCACAGGCCAACAUAGACUUGCCAAGAGUCUCGAAUAAAGUUACAAACCUGGAGGAAAUGUGCAAUGCCCUGAAAAAUGAAAAUGCUGGUCUCCAGAACAGACUUUCUCAUACAUACCAAGCCGAGAUGUGGCAUGUUCCAGAUGAUGCAGAGACAAAAAUCAGUGACCUGACGAAAGAAAAUCUGGAGCGGGAACAAAAACUAGAAGAGCAACACGAUUACAAGACGUUGGCCGCAGCAGAACCAGAGAAGAGCGAAGUUCUGAGUGUUGUUGAUGAGACUGAAGAUUAUAAGUACACCGAUUUGCAGGAUUGAGAGGUGGUGCACUAACACUUUGAUCCUUGU